Messenger RNA from Hibiscus syriacus, 417 nucleotides. Its product is annotated as probable ran guanine nucleotide release factor. Gene Ontology annotation, cellular component: nucleus. Lineage: Eukaryota; Viridiplantae; Streptophyta; Magnoliopsida; Malvales; Malvaceae. The transcript is spliced from 4 exons. Gene Ontology annotation, molecular function: guanyl-nucleotide exchange factor activity; small GTPase binding. The coding region runs from base 1 to 369 and encodes 122 amino acids. The record is from RefSeq and is a predicted model, not a curated record. Gene Ontology annotation, biological process: protein import into nucleus.
AUGUUUCAGUUACUUGAGCAGUCAACAGUGCUUGAGGCUCCUGGAUUGUGUUACAAAAACAUCCCAGCAAUUGUUACGACUGCAGUUAGCCAAAUAGCUGUUUCUAAGGGACGGCAAGGAAGAGAAGCGCAGAAUAUUGUCAAGGUCUAUCUUGCAAACAUACGUCUCAAGGAAGUAGGAACAGAUGUUCUUAUCACUGCAUAUGAACCUAUCUUGAUAAAUCCUUUGAGCGAAAGCACUAGUGCAGUUGGUGCAGGAUUACCUACUCCUGCUGCACAAUCUGGAUUCAUGCCGACGGUCCAAGUCUUUAAGCUAGUCGUUACAAACUUCAAAGUAAGUGACUGGGGCCUUUUCGGCCCUACGGUUUGAGAUGUGCUAAAGGCCACUCAACGGCAAGUAAAUAGGUCCCUUUUCUUU